Messenger RNA from Lethenteron reissneri (Far Eastern brook lamprey), 2820 nucleotides. It is a transcript of the gene MBOAT7, whose product is annotated as membrane bound O-acyltransferase domain containing 7. The record is from RefSeq and is a predicted model, not a curated record. Gene Ontology annotation, cellular component: mitochondria-associated endoplasmic reticulum membrane contact site; membrane. Lineage: Eukaryota; Metazoa; Chordata; Hyperoartia; Petromyzontiformes; Petromyzontidae. Gene Ontology annotation, biological process: phosphatidylinositol biosynthetic process; lipid modification. Gene Ontology annotation, molecular function: lysophospholipid acyltransferase activity.
GGAAAUCCGUCCUCGGGUCGCUACGGCUACGGGUCCGCGCGCGGAGGCGGCGGGGGGUCAAAGCGCGUUUCGUGUUGCAGGGCGCGGCGUGCGGCGCAUGGAACCCUGAUCGCGUUGACCCGCGGAAGGCGCCAUGACCCCAGAGGAGCAGACGUACCUGCUGGUGCUGCUGGUGUCGCUGCCGGCCGGCUUCGUGCUCAAGAAUGCGCCGAGUCCGCUCGGCAAGCGGCUCGGUGCCGCCGGGCUGGGGGUGGCCAUCACUCUGGUGCUGUGCGGCGCACACAUCUUGCACUCCCUGCUCACCACGGCGCUCACUUGCCUCAUCGUGCGCAUGACACCCAGGCACUGUCACACCAUUACCCUGGUUUGGACCUUCACUUAUCUCAUGUUCUUCCGGACAUGCCACCACUUCGGCUUCCCGGGACCUCCACCGUACGCUAAUGCAAUACAGUUACUGCUCACCCUCAAGUUGGUAAGUCUGGCCAAUGAAAUCAACGAGUUCCAUUUUGGUACGAAGAAAGGGGACUCGAAAGACGGCAAAAUUUCGACCAGAGACCUUGUGUCCGAGCCCAGCCUUGUGGAGACCUUCUGCUAUGCCUACUGCUACAUCGGCUUCAUGACGGGUCCCUUCUACCGGUUUCGCACGUACCACGACUGGGUGCAGGAGCAGCAAGGAGCGCAUGUGCCCAGCUGGAAGCCCAUGCUGCUACGGCUGAAGCACGUGCCCAUGCUCGGGGCGUUCUUCCUCCUUGCCUCGGCCUUCUUCAACCUGGACGAGGCGCGGCAGGACGACUUCUACGAGCGCGGCCUCCCCUACCGCCUGUUCUUCAUGGUGCCGAUGUUUUUUAUUUUCCGCAUGCGGUUCUACGUGGCCUGGAUCCUGGCGGAGUGCACCUGCAUGGCCGCGGGGCUCGGGGCCUACCCGCGCGAGGCCAAGGCACGCUCGGGAGGGGGCCCCACAAUGCAGUGGGUUCUCAAGUCCAGUGAUGAGCAGGAGAGCCGCACCGUGGAAUACGACUACGAGAGCAUCAAGAACAUCGACUACUACAGCACGGACUUCUGCGUGCGCGUGAAGGACGGCAUGCGCUACUGGAACAUGACGGUGCAGUGGUGGCUGGCUCAGUACAUCUACAAGAAGGCCCCGUUCAAAUCGUACAUCCUACGGAGCGCGGUUACGAUGCUGAUCAGCGCGUUCUGGCACGGGAUCCAUCCCGGCUACUACCUGAGCUUCCUCACCAUCCCGCUGUGCCUGGCGGCCGAGACGUCCAUGGAGCGCGCGGUACGGGACCGCCUGCCCCCCUCGCGCACGCCGCUCUUCGACUGGGUUCACUGGUUCCUGAAGAUGCGCGCGUUCGACUACAUGUGCAUGGGCUUCAUCCUGCUGAGCUACGAGGAGACCGUCCGCUACUGGCGCUCCGUCUACUUCGUGAUGCACGUGGUGACGCUGGGGUUCGCACUGCUCGGCCACGCGCUCUGCCUGCUCCCGAAGACGGUGCGGCGCGUGGCAGUGGCCACCACAGAGUGACCGCUACACAGUGAUCAUAACACGGUGACCACCACAUUGACAACCACACAGAGACCACCACAUUGACAACCACACAGUGACCACCACAUUGACAACCACACAGAGACCACCACAGUGACAACCACACAGAGACCACCACAUUGACAACCACAGAGAGACCACCACAUUGACAACCACACAGAGACCACCACACAUUGACUGCCACAAAGCGAUCACACAGUGACAACCACAGUGACCACCACAGUGGCCACAGCAGAGUGACCACAUGGUGAUACCCCUACCCAACCACACAAUUACCACACAGUUAUACCCCUACCCAACCACACAACAACCACACCGUUAUACCCCUACCCAACCACACAAUAACCACACAGUGAUACCCCUACUCAACUACACAACAACCACACCGUUAUACCCCUACCCAACACAAUUACCACAGUGAUACCCCUACCCAACCACACAAUAACCACACAGUGAUACCCCUACUCAACUACACAACAAUCACACCGUUAUACCACUACCCAACACAAUUAACACACAGUGAUACCCCUACCCAACCACACAAUAACCACACAGUGAUACCCCUAACCAACCACACAACGACUUGUUGUGCGAGCAGGACCCGCACACGCUUCUAUUUGUCCCGGGACCACCAUGCGAGCUGUUACUCCACUCGGUGCUGAUGGUAUCAGUACGGACUGUGCUGACGGUGCGGUCGGUGCUGACGGUGCGGGCGGUGUCGUUGCUGUCGCUGACGGUGUCGGUGCUGAUGGUGCGAUCCGUGUCGUUGGCGCCGACCGUGGUGAUGUCUUUCCGGGAGCCACGGUGGCAAUUCGGUCCGGUCGGAUACCCUAGAGCGACGGUGGCUACCCCUGGGUGCUUAGCGGCCCUGUAAUUAAAAUUUUAAUGCCGAGCGUGUGGAGUGAGGAGGGAGGACCAUUCUUUGUCCCUCGGAAACCAAAUUAGGGAAUAUUGUACCUGAAAUUGUGUUAAUAUCACCUGUUUUAUGUCAUGGAAUUGUCAUUUUCCUAAUAAAUAAAAAUAGGAGUGUGGUGCCCUUGCGUGGUGACGGGAGGCUUGCCGGGCGGUGGCAGCGAAAGCGAUUCUCAAAUCGGCGGCAAACAGGAGCACACGACGUCCAGCUGAGCAUGUGACUACAGCUCGUGUUUAAGUGGGGAAUGUGAGGGGGGCGUGAGCACGAAGAGCUGCGAGUAAUUAAGGCGAUGGCAUGGUGUGUGUGUGUGUAUGAUAUUAGGUGACGGUAUGGUUUGUGUUUAUGAUAUGGGGUGACAGUA